This is a messenger RNA of Gracilinanus agilis (Agile Gracile Mouse Opossum), 2885 nucleotides long. It is a transcript of the gene TXNRD3, whose product is annotated as thioredoxin reductase 3. The coding region runs from base 1 to 1815 and encodes 604 amino acids. Gene Ontology annotation, molecular function: thioredoxin-disulfide reductase (NADPH) activity; glutathione-disulfide reductase (NADPH) activity; flavin adenine dinucleotide binding. Gene Ontology annotation, biological process: cell redox homeostasis; cellular response to oxidative stress; glutathione metabolic process. The transcript is spliced from 16 exons. The record is from RefSeq and is a predicted model, not a curated record. NCBI's taxonomy places the organism in Eukaryota, Metazoa, Chordata, Mammalia, Didelphimorphia, Didelphidae. Gene Ontology annotation, cellular component: cytosol; mitochondrion.
AUGCAGCGCGAAGGCAACAGCUGCUUCACUCUGGAGCCGCGCGACGACCUGAAGCGGCGGCUCUGGACCCUCAUCGAGACCAACCGCGUGAUGAUCUUCAGUAAGAGCUACUGCCCCUACAGCACCAAGGUAAAGGAACUCUUCACUACCUUGGGAGUAAAAUGUGAAAUCUUGGAACUUGAUCUAGUUGAUGAUGGAGCCAGGGUUCAAGAAAUGUUAUUGGAGAUAACUAGUCAGAGGACUGUGCCUAAUAUAUUUGUGAAUAAAAUACACAUGGGUGGAUGUGAUAAAACUUUGCAGGCUCAUAAGAGUGGUUACCUACAGAAACUUCUACAGAAUGACUCAACAUCUUAUGAAUACGAUCUUAUUGUAAUUGGUGGUGGUUCUGGUGGACUGGCAUGCUCUAAGGAAGCUGCAAAUUGGGGGAAGAAGGUUAUGGUACUAGAUUAUGUUACACCAACUCCUUUGGGCAAAUCAUGGGGUCUUGGUGGCACUUGUGUAAACGUUGGAUGUGUUCCUAAAAAACUGAUGCAUCAGGCUGCCCUUUUGGGGCAAGCCUUAAAAGACUCGAGGAAGUUUGGAUGGGAGUAUGAAGAAAAUGUUAAGCACAACUGGGAGACCAUGACAGAAGCAAUUCAGAACUACAUAGGCUCUUUAAAUUGGGGUUUCAGGGUGUCUUUGAGAGAGAAAUCUGUGGCAUACGUCAAUUCCUAUGGUGAAUUCGUCGAACACCAUACAAUAAAGGCAACCAAUAGGAAAGGACAGGAAACAUUUUACACUGCAGAAAGGUUUGUCAUAGCAACAGGUGAAAGACCCCGGUAUUUAGGAAUUCCAGGAGAUAAAGAAUAUUGUAUCACUAGUGAUGAUCUUUUCUCCCUGCCUUAUUGCCCUGGAAAGACUUUAAUUAUAGGGGCUUCUUAUGUUGCUCUGGAGUGUGGAGGAUUCCUUGCUGGCAUUGGGCUGGAUGUCACAAUUAUGGUACGGUCCAUCCUUCUUCGUGGCUUUGAUCAGGAAAUGGCUGAGAAAAUAGGUGAUUACAUGGAAAUGCAUGGUGUGACAUUCAUCAGGAAAUACAUACCUGUGACGAUUCAGCAGUUAGAGGAAGGCUCACCUGGAAGAUUGAAAGUGGUAGCCAGAUCUACAGAAGGAUCAGAAACGAUCGAAGGAGAAUAUAAUACAGUUUUGAUAGCCAUUGGUCGAGAAUCCUGUACAAGGAAAAUUGGCUUGGAGAAGAUUGGUGUCAGAAUCAAUGAGAUGACUGGAAAAAUACCAGUAAAUGAUGAAGAACAAACCAAUGUGCCCUAUGUUUAUGCUGUUGGAGAUGUAUUGGAGGAUAAGCUGGAGCUCACUCCAGUUGCUAUACAAGCAGGAAAGCUGUUGGCACGAAGACUUUUUGGGGGACAAUUAGAAAAGUGUGAUUAUAUUAAUGUACCAACUACAGUGUUUACGCCUUUGGAAUAUGGUUGCUGUGGAUAUUCUGAAGAGAAAGCCAAGGAAUUACUUAACAAAGAGAAUAUAGAGGUAUUUCAUACCUUUUUCUGGCCUCUUGAAUGGACUCUAGCUGGCAGAGAAAAUGAUACUUGUUUUGGAAAGAUAAUCUGCAAUAAACGUGACAAUAAUCGUGUGAUAGGAUUUCAUGUUCUUGGCCCCAAUGCUGGUGAGGUUACCCAGGGCUUUGCAGCUGCAAUGAAAUGUGGCCUUACCAAGCAGUUGCUCGAUGAUACUAUUGGCAUCCAUCCUACCUGUGGUGAGAUCUUCACAACUAUGGAAAUUACAAAAUCAUCAAGAACGGUUAUCUCUCCGAGGGGAUGCUGAGCUUAGACCCUGCUGCUUUAUAGUUUUCCUUGUCAUGUGUACUUUUCUCAGUAGAAAAAAUUUAAAAAUAUACCUAAAUAUGCUCAGGUAAAACAAAUAGAAACAGAGCAGAUAUGUUAAAGCUCAGAAAAGAUACAGGACUUUUCUUCAGUUGUUGUAGGAAAGUUCUUUGGCAAUGAAAACAGCAUAGCAGCAGGGUAUUUGACUAAGAAAUCUUGACUUCCUUGGAAAAGCAUUAAUCUUGCUUUCUUGAUGUCAUAGCUCAGAACCCUAUUGUGAGGUGAGCUAUGACUGAUGAUUUCCUUGCAAGUCAGGACCCCUCCCUUCCCAGUUAAGAUGGCUGAACACCCUCCAGAAGGAGUCACAUAAUUAGCCACAGUUAGCUUUCCUAGUUGCCACUGUGUUUGUCCUUCUACUUCAUUAUUUGUAUAAAAACUUUACUCAGAAGCAAAAUUGACUGUCAAAAAACUGCACUAUUUUAACAGAUCAACCUAGAAUUCACAGCAGGUCUCUUAUGCAUUGGACUUGGAAAUUGAAAUAUUUCUGAUAAGGUGUUCAGAUAUAGAGUAGAUUUACUUGAAUAUGUAUGUUGCCAUAAAAAUUCUGUACAACUCAGAGGAUUUUUUUGCCUGACAGUUUGUGAUCAAAUUGUUAGGAAGAGUAUGAAUGUUCCCCAUUCUUGUUUGUUUGCCCUUUGGCACUACAGAGAUCAAGCUGGACUGCAGCCUCAGACAGUGCUACACAUUGUCUGGGUAGUGUUCUCAAUAAACCAUUUUCUCUUGGAAUGUAUUUUAUCUCCUACCCUUUUAGAGACCUGACUCAUGAUUUUCUCUCUCUUGUGCAUUUCUUUAUAUCAGCACACACGAAGCCAUUUUUCCCAUGGUAUUAUCACUAGAAUGAGAAAGUGUCUCACCACAGAGGGGAAAAUGCUUGAAUUUUUUUUUCAUUUUGGUUUAAAGAAUAAAAUUACAAGACUUUUCAAUAUUAUAUUAUGUGAAAUUUAAGUAAUUUCAAAUGGUUUUUAACUAUUUAAUCUACAAUGUAUUAUGAAAUUUUAGGUUCAAUAAAUG